This is a messenger RNA of Aspergillus tubingensis, 783 nucleotides long. RefSeq names its product putative DNA repair protein Dds20/Mei5. The record is from RefSeq and is a predicted model, not a curated record. NCBI's taxonomy places the organism in Eukaryota, Fungi, Ascomycota, Eurotiomycetes, Eurotiales, Aspergillaceae. The transcript has 2 exons. Gene Ontology annotation, biological process: DNA recombination. Bases 1 to 783 code for a protein of 260 amino acids.
AUGAACCCAAACCAAACACCAACCCCCAAUCCCAAACGCCGCCGUCUAAACACCACCACAACCCUAUCAUCACCCUCAUCAACGCUCACGAAACCAUUCAAAUCGCCUCUGCGCAGACCAGCACCAGCCCAAGCAUCAGCCCCAGAUACUACCACCAACGCAACUACCACAAACACACCCUCUUCAUCCUCCAAAGACCCAACAACCACACGACCCCAAAUACAAUCCCACACAUCAACACCCGCCACCCCCAAACCCAACCCCUCAUCUUUCACCACCCCAAUCCCCAAAUCCACCCCCAAAAAUACCCCUACCCCCAAAGAAAAGCAGAAGCCAAAAGAAGAAGAAGACCCCACCCUCUCCACCCUCCGCACCACCCACCGGCACCUCCAAUCCCGACUCCUUUCUCUCCGCACCGAACUAGAAACAGUCACUCAGGCGCAGCGCAUCGAGGAAUCCCACCGCGAUGAGGAACUAGAGAAGUUGAUUGUGAAGUGGAGGGGUGUGGGGCAAAGGGUUGCGGAGGAGGUGUUUGAGGGGGCGAGGGAGAGGGUUGUGAGGAUGGGGGGUGUGAGGGGGUGGAAGGGGAUGGAGAUGAGUAGGAGUGGUGGUGGUGGUGGGUGGGGAGAUGAUUAUGGCCAUAAUCAUGAGAAGAAGGGUGGGGUAAAGGAGAUGGAUGAGGAAGAAGAGGAGGAAGAGUUCACGAUCGGGAUGAUGUUGAAGACGAUGGGGAUUGAUUUCAAGGUUAUUGGGUUUGAUGGUGAGGGGCAGAGGUGGGUGUGA